Molecule: messenger RNA, 2464 nt
Organism: Klebsormidium nitens
Lineage: Eukaryota; Viridiplantae; Streptophyta; Klebsormidiophyceae; Klebsormidiales; Klebsormidiaceae
Source: the annotation of a GenBank genome assembly
CCUGAAAAGCCAGAGCGAUCGUCUACACUACUGCCACAGGCUUGCUUGUGAUGUUACGGGCGCUCAUCGAAGUUGACAUACCAACACCGCAGCAGACAAUUGCAUCUGAGAACUCCGUCGAUGGCUCCGAAAGACACUAGCGACUCCGGAACUCCAAACAGCGCUGAACCUCACUCCAAAUCAGGCUCAGCAACCAGCUCCGGUGACACAAACAAGUCAGACAAAGUGCACAUAGUCAUUGUGGGGUGCGGCCCCGCCGGACUGCUGCUUGCAUUCUAUCUGCUUGAGCGGGGUGCCGGACGUUUCCAGGUGUCUAUCUUUGAGUCCAGGGAGGACCUCAGGGUCACUGCCAAGAGGGAGCGUAAUGCGCGGCGCUACUCACUCGUCCUUGCUUAUCGAGGAAAGAAAGUACUGGCCAGGAUUCCAGGCCUCUUGGAUGCGAUUAGGGAGAUCUCCAUUCCGUCUGACGAGCUCUACUUACAUGUGGGCAAGUAUGUCGGGGCGCGCGCGUUCAAGCUGGCCGGCGUGCCACCCGGUGUGGAGAAUGCAGACGACAUGAUCGGACUGAACGUCGACCGCGCCGAUCUGUGCGCCGCGAUGCUGAGCUACCUGAUGGAGAGGCACGGCGACUCGGGCCUGCUCUCGGUGCACUUCUUCAAGAAAUGCACGGCUUUUCUGACAAGUAUCGACUUUCAGAAACGCGAGGCGCUGUUCGAAGACGUGAAAGUGAACAUUGAGGCGCAGGGCAACGAGGUGAACGUCAUCCCCGGACAGGACACGUGUCAAGCUACGACUGGCGCUCCUCUGCAGAGAGUUCCGUACGACCUCGUUGUGGGUGCUGACGGCGUGAAUUCUGCUGUCCGCCACAGCUUCACCCUGCUGCCGCGUGGCUUCGACUGCUCCGUGACGGACCAGUUCAGCCGCGCGUACAUUCUGCACGUGCGACGUCCCCCCGAGAUCAGCCCCUCAGGCUUCAACCUCGUUCCCAAGAUUCCGGACGCCCAGUCCUUCCGCUGCCUCUUCUACCCCAGCGGACAGAAAGCGGAAUCCAUCAACCUGGCGCUCAUCUGGCCCGUCAACGACCCCCCCGUCGAGUUCCUGGCUAUGAAGGAUCCGGCAGAGAUGACGUCAUGGUUGCGUCAGCGACUGCCGUUCCUGGAUCUGCAAGAGAGUGCGGCGCAAGACAUCCUGGCCCAGAGAGUCGCGCAGCUUCGUAUGGUGAAAUGCGAGCCGUAUCACCACUCCGAGGGGGGUGCCGUCCUUAUCGGCGACGCAGCCCACGCGACCCCCCCGGCGAUCGGCCAGGGGUGCAACUCGUCCCUGGUCGACGCCGCCGUUUUGGCCCGGCUUUUGCUCGGGGAAUCGGUCGGGGAAGACGACCGGUUGGAGACCAAAGGGAUGAAAGAUGGGCUUGGACUGCUCGGGAAACGCGACCGGUUGAAAUCUGUCAACCAGAAGAGUGGACUUGGCCUGCUCGGGAAAUUGGCGGUCGGGGAAGACCACCGGUUGGAGAGCGAAAAUAAGAAAGAUGGGCUCAAAGUGCACGGGGAAGCGGUCGGGGGAGACGACCGGUUGGAGGCUGCGUCCGCAAAGGCCUCGGACGCUGCGCCGGGCGGACGUACGGAGAUUCUGGAGCGGCUGCCGCGGGCGCUCGCGAGGUAUUCGGCGCUGCAGGUCCCCGAGGGCCACGCCCUGGUCGACUGUUCCGAUGCUGAGGGCCCUCUCGACGCGCGUGUCGGCUUCUGGCACGCCCUCCGGCGUUUCGUCACCGGGGCGCUCUGGCGGCUGUUUCCGUGGCUCGUGUCCCCCCCGAUAAUGUUCAUGGCCGGGUUUGGGGCCAACUUCUCGGACGUCCGGCGGAUCCAUGCGGGGCAAAUUGAGAAGAUCCUGGCAAGCAACGAGAGGGUGAAGGCGCAGUGGCGGGAAGCGCAGGCGAAGAAGGUCUUAGCGGGCGGGGUGUGAUGUACAUAUUGUCCGGACGUUUCAGCAGUUGCCGAAGCUAUUGGUGACAGAUAGAUCUGAGUGCGAUUCCCUCGAACAAAUUUUUGAGCGCAUCCACGAGCAUCAAAUUGAUGUUGUGUCUCUUUGAGAAAUGGCCUCUACGGCCCGCUUUAAUGUACAGAAGACAUCGUAGCGAGGCCUGAUAAGAGGCCAGCAUGAGGUUGCGCCAUACAUGAUUCAACAAAGUACUGGGGCUAAAUCUGAAAGUACAAGACAGGCUGAGAGACAUACCGUCCAUAUGUUGACCUUACGUCUAAGGAACGAUUAACGGAUCGUCUAGUACCGUAAAGUUCUGGCAACGAGCUGACUAUUAGGGUAUGUAAGUAAUGUGACGUCGAGGGACCUGUUCAAUCUAGUGAAUCACUCGACUGAAUAGACUGAGUGAGACUCGUCAUCGGACUUGACUGUGGUUUAUCAACUUGUACAAAUACGCUAAUGAUAUAUCCAGCUAGUUGAAUACCCA